Messenger RNA from Saccoglossus kowalevskii, 1164 nucleotides. RefSeq names its product palmitoyltransferase ZDHHC23-like. Gene Ontology annotation, molecular function: protein-cysteine S-palmitoyltransferase activity. Lineage: Eukaryota; Metazoa; Hemichordata; Enteropneusta; Harrimaniidae. Gene Ontology annotation, biological process: protein targeting to membrane; peptidyl-L-cysteine S-palmitoylation. The record is from RefSeq and is a predicted model, not a curated record. Gene Ontology annotation, cellular component: Golgi apparatus; endoplasmic reticulum.
AUGGCGGCUCCCAGUGACGAAGUCGGCGAGCCACUGUGUUGUUGUGAAUAUCGAAACGUUAAUGGAGAAAAAAGUCACGUAUUGGCUUUUUUGUGUGACUGUCAAGUUGUUGAUGAGACAUGUGACCGAUUUUUGAAAUGUCAACCAAUUCCUGAAAAAAACUACAAGCUCAUACAAGCUGUUGUGUGUGAUAGAUUACGAAUCCCAUCAUGCCUCGGUGGCGGAGCCAAACGAAUUGAUGAACUUGUAGACACGUCGGCCAUCUUGCCAGUCAUCGUUGUGCCUGUGGCGUUAUUCUGCGCAUCAUGGAAUCUCUAUACAACCCUGGUAAUUCUGUUUCUUCUGCCCCUUGGUGCCCUUCUCCACUAUCGCCUUGUUUCGAGACUCAAACGCCGGACUAUGUUCUUCUACAGCUUUGGACUUGUGUCAGUUUUCUUUAUGGGUGGCGUUUUUUAUUUAUGUUUAGUUCCCAUGGGAACCCUUGAUGACUCAGAAAUAGUACUAGCAACUGUUCUCGCCACCUUGAUGUUUAUGUCAUUUAUUGUUUCAAAACGCACCCCUGGGAAGCUACAGCGGCAAAACCAUGGUAACAACAGGCAACCAACUUCCCCAUCAAGCAAUCAGGUUCAAUGUAAAGGUUCGGGAAACGAGCAGAUGUACACUAAUGAUGACUGCCGUGGUCAUCAGCUUUGGUGUGAGUUUUGCCAGUUAUGGCGCCCUCCUAGGGCAGGACAUUGUAAAGUCUGUCAGCAUUGCGUGCACCGACUGGACCACCAUUGUGUAUGGAUUGACAGUUGUAUUGGAGCACACAAUCACAGGUCAUUCAUCUUGUCAUUGGUGUUUAUAAUCAUCACAGGAUGUUACGGGAUCUACCUUGGUGUACGCAGUCUGUGUACUUACCCUCUGUACAUCUUUACUGUAGAAUGUGAUAAUACCGCAUAUCGUACCAGAAGAACUGGUCUGAUCUAUGCAUCAUGUCUGUACACAUCACUAACACUGCUGGGAUUUAUGAUGCUAUUAAUACAACAAUUGUAUCUAAUAUCACACGGCAUUACAUACAGGGAAUACAGGUUUCAGGACCAUACACAUUACAGCAAAAACUACCUCAGGAAUUGGAUCAACUUUAUAUUCAACCGAGAAAAAAGACAUUUAGAAAUUGUCUAA